AAUGUGGAGACUUAAGUUGGGAGAAGGAGCAAACAACCCAUACUUAUGGAGUAGCAACAACUUUGUGGGAAGACAAACGUGGGAUUUCGAGGCUGAUGAAGGAACUCCAGAGGAGCGAGCUCAAAUAGAAGCAGCUCGCAAAACUUACUUCCAAAAUCGCUUCAAAGUUCAAUGCAGCAAUGACUUGUUUUGGAAGUUUCAGUUUUUACGUGAGAAAAAUUUCAAACAAACAAUUCCAAAAGUGGUGGUGGAGGAAGGAGGAAGUGUAACAAAAGAAACAGCGACCAUUGCGCUGAGAAGAGCCACAACGUUCUUUGCAGCCUUACAAAGCAACCAUGGCCAUUGGCCUGCUGAAAACUCUGGCCCUUUGUUCUAUGCCCCACCCAUG
Momordica charantia (bitter melon) is the source of this 388-nucleotide messenger RNA. NCBI's taxonomy places the organism in Eukaryota, Viridiplantae, Streptophyta, Magnoliopsida, Cucurbitales, Cucurbitaceae. The record is from RefSeq and is a predicted model, not a curated record.